CCGAAGGCCGAAGCAGAACGGUGGUCCAUUGAGAAAGCGACCAAAUUGUGGGGAGGAGCCCUAUUCAUCUUACGGAAUACAUAGUCUGCGUUGCUGAUAAUUCUACCUUGCUACUGCAGGCUUCCGAUCAUAAGAUUUUAGUGGUUAAAGUAUAGAAGGGUUGCAUCAUCCUUGCAGUGUUCUCAUGCUACUGCUGCUAAGAACCUAUUAACUUCUUUUUGUCUUUACAAUUGAUGGCUGUAUUGGGUUCUCUGCAAGUACUUCACAAACAGGGAAUAUGCAAGAACUACAGGAAUGAUGAGUGGGGGUUCAAGAGAAAAACAGCUUGUAGGAGAAACUCAGUUUCAUCCGGAACCAAUCUUAACUCAAUUGCUUUGCAAUGCGAUUUAUGGAGUUGUCGUCUUUCAUCCAAUAUACAAAGACCAAUAUCCUAUGGUCUAUGUAGAUUUACACCAUUCAAAUGUUAUUCUUUUCUAGAUCCAAGCAAAACCUUCCAAGCUUCAUCUCUAAAGAAAUCUGCUGUUGCAUUGACAAGGAACAUUUCUGCAUUGGGCGGGUCAUAUAAUGCUUUUCAAGCAAGCCCUCUACUGAAGUUGGCUCCAGCUGUUGGUAUUAUCGCUUUUGCUCUAUGGGGUCUUUUGCCACUCAUACGCCAAAGCAGAAAUUUGUUUCAGCAUAAUCAGAAAAGUGAUAAUAAUUGGAAAAAGAGUGGCACAUACUAUGUAAUGACCUCCUAUCUUCAGCCUCUUCUUCUGUGGACUGGAGCAACCCUUAUCUGCAGGGGGUUAGAUCCGUUGGUUCUCUCUUCAGAAGCUAGUCAAAUUGUUAAGCAGAGACUCCUGAACUUCAUAAGAUCAUUGUCAACUGUUUUGGCUCUUGCUUAUUGCUUAUCAAGUGGAAUCCAACAAGCACAGAAGUUAUUGAUGGAAACAAAUGGCUCAUCUGAUCCACGCAAUAUGGGUUUUCAAUUUGCUGGGAAAGCUGUCUAUACUGCGGUGUGGGUUGCUGCCAUUUCAUUGUUCAUGGAGUUACUAGGAUUCUCUACACAAAAAUGGCUCACAGCUGGAGGCCUUGGAACGGUGUUGCUUACGCUUGCUGGUCGAGAGAUAUUCACAAACUUCCUGUCUAGUGCGAUGAUUCAUGCAACUCGGCCGUUCAUUGUUAAUGAGUGGAUUCAAACUAAAAUUGAAGGCUAUGAACUUUCUGGAACCGUUGAGCAUGUGGGUUGGUGGUCACCAACUGUUAUAAGGGGUGAAGAUCGUGAAGCUGUUCACAUUCCCAAUCAUAAGUUCACAGUUAAUGUUGUGAGGAAUCUGAGUCAGAAAACUCACUGGCGCAUUAAGACUCAUCUUGCAAUUAGCCACUUGGAUGUGAAUAAGAUAAAUAGUAUUGUUGCUGAUAUGCGUAAGGUUUUGGCUAAGAACCCCCAAGUAGAGCACAAGAGAUUGCACAGAAGAGUGUUUCUGGACAACAUUGACCCUGAAAACCAGGCCCUUUUGAUUUUGAUAUCCUGCUUCGUCAAGACCUCACAUUUCGAAGAAUAUCUGUGUGUGAAGGAGGGUGUGUUGCUGGAUCUUUUGAGAGUUAUCAGUCAUCACCGUGCUCGGCUUGCCACUCCUAUCCGCACAGUGCAGAAGAUAUACAAUGAUACCAGUAUGGAGAACAUGCCUUUUACUGAUUCUAUCUUCUCUCGUGGAGGAGCACCAGCAUCCAACCGACCUUUGCUUCUGAUUGAACCAAAUUACAAAAUCAAUGGAGAAGAAAAAACUAAACCUCAAACUCGCUCAGACAGCAAGACUGUAACACGUCCCAGUUCGGAUGGCAAGACAGAUACAAAGACCAGUACAACACCACCAGCGAAUGAUUCGAAAGCAAAAGAAAAUGAUCCCAAAGUGAGAGAAGCUUCAGUCUCUGAUUCUAUGAAAGCAAAUGAUGAAAAUGAAAUUCCAAUCUCCAACUCUAAAACCACAGACGAAACUUCAAACCAAACUGUCUCCAACAAGCAACAACCUAAGAAGACAAUAUUGGGGAACGACAAGGUGAGCAAUACGAUUGAAGAAACGAGUGAUAAACCAGCAGAUAAAAGCCCAUCAACUCCACAAUUGAAGCAAGAAGGUGAGAAGAUGCUUCGGCCCCCUUUAGAGGAGAACAUGGUACUUGGUGUUGCUCUCGAGGGCUCCAAGAGGACUCUUCCUAUUGAGGAAGAAGAGAAAGCUCCUACUCCACCAGAUAUGGAAAUGGUAUCUAACAAAAAUGAAAACGGCUCUCCUGUUCCUGGAAAUGAAAAGGUGGAAGGCCAGACACCCAAUAUUGGAAACAACAGCAAGGUGACUGGAGGGAUCUGAAUUAGCUUGUAUCUUGACUGUAAAUUCUACCAUCUUUGGUGCUUUUUUAUUAUUGCCAAGAUGGAGGAAUAUAACAUAUAUUUGUUUUUAAUAUUCAUUAGUUCAUUCAAGAGAAGUUAGUUGUAGAGAAGAUUUAAAGUGCUUUACUUAAUUGCUGCAUUGAGAAUUUGAGAUUGCACUCUUUAUUCUAUUACUUAGAAGUAU
Impatiens glandulifera is the source of this 2549-nucleotide messenger RNA. Its product is annotated as mechanosensitive ion channel protein 2, chloroplastic-like. Lineage: Eukaryota; Viridiplantae; Streptophyta; Magnoliopsida; Ericales; Balsaminaceae. Gene Ontology annotation, cellular component: membrane. Gene Ontology annotation, biological process: transmembrane transport. The record is from RefSeq and is a predicted model, not a curated record. The transcript has 14 exons. The coding region runs from base 234 to 2345 and encodes 703 amino acids.